Molecule: messenger RNA, 1140 nt
Organism: Haliotis rufescens (red abalone)
Lineage: Eukaryota; Metazoa; Mollusca; Gastropoda; Lepetellida; Haliotidae
Product: cholecystokinin receptor type A-like
Exons: 1
Coding region: 1-1140 (379 amino acids)
Biological process (GO): neuropeptide signaling pathway
Cellular component (GO): membrane
Molecular function (GO): G protein-coupled peptide receptor activity
Source: RefSeq, a predicted model, not a curated record
AUGUCGACGGAACUUGUAAGCUUUAUGCCGUUCAUUGUGACGCUCAGCUUCUAUGCAGUGGUUGGUACAGCUGGAAACAUACUGAUCAGUAUCGUGUACUUCAGGGAGCGCGUCAAGCUGACUCACACGUUAUUCAUUAAGAUAUUGAGUGUUGUUGACCUGACUGUGUGUGCGGUCAUCAUACCCUACACCAUCGUGUUCGAGAUGCACCUGAUCCGGGUCGACUUCGUCUGCCGCUUGGUGGAGGUGGUCAGGCAUGUUCUGGUGGUGUAUUCUAACAUGAUUUUGGUAUCGAUUGCCAUAGAAAGGUAUUUCGCCGUAUGUAAACCUUUGAAGCGUCUACGCUAUGGACGUCUUCGGAUUAUUGUUAUCGUAGGAUUUAUUAUCAGCAUUGCACUUGCCUUUCCUGCUGCAACUGUAUUUAAGGUCUAUAAGGACGUCUGCGUACCUGACACCGGAAGUACACACAAUCUGACCGGACGUGACGUCACUACGACGCAAGAGACAGAAUGUAUGGACACGGUUAAAGGAAUGGAAUACUGUCACUUCACAACAGACACCCUCGGGGAUAUUGGAUCUUUGGUGUAUCAGGGGAUAUUGCUGUUGGGUUUCGUCGUGGGGUUGCUGAUUUUUUCUGUCAUAUAUCCUCUUGUGUAUCGGGUUGUGCUGAAACGAUCCCACUGGCGUCAGAACCGCGUGGGCCCCGUCCGAAUGACCGACUUGAGUGACCAGUCCAACGCGCCAUCCACGUCCAAGACGACGUUGAACACCAGGCACGCAAUCAACAAAGGCACCAGCACCAACGCGGAACCAGAAGUGGACACCCCAAAAUCCAAACACCUACAGGUGUUGCCUAUUUAUUCCGUCCAAGUGGGGAAACUAUCGCCACGAAGCGAUAAGCACCAGACAACACAACCGAGAAACAGCAAGACAGGGACCAUGCUGUUUGUGUGCACCCUGAUCUACGUCUUAGUGUGGGUGCCUUUCUGGAUUGAUGUCUUCGCAUCGAUUGAGAACCUGACCUUCAGAUAUAUUUUCCUUCUCGGAAGCGUGACCAACCCUAUUGUGUACGGAGUUAUGAGCAAACAGGUGCGGAAAGAGAUAUUGGCGCUGUUUACGUGCCGCCCGCCUGAACGAUGA